UGACGGUGCGUUUCCCCCCCCCGGGCGAGUGGGGCCGGGGCGGUAAGUGCUACCUCGGCUGCUUAUAUUUCAGGCGCGGGGCUGCUGGCUCUGCCCUGGCCAGGGCACACAGGCAGCCCAUUGUUGAAGCCCCUUCGGCGACAGCGGAGAGCAGGUGCUGUUGAUGGCGAUGAUGACAAUGCAGCUGGGUGGGCUGAUGCUGGCUGUGCUGGGCUGGCUAGGCUCCAUCCUCACCUGUGCGCUGCCCAUGUGGAAGGUGACGGCCUUCAUCGGCUCAAACAUCGUGGUGGCCCAGGUCUUCUGGGAAGGGCUGUGGAUGAACUGUGUGUAUGAAAGCACGGGGCAGAUGCAGUGCAAGGUCUACGACUCCCUGCUGGAGCUCACCUCCGACCUGCAAGCGGCUCGUGCCUUGGUGGUCACCUCCAUCUUUGUGGCCUUCUUUGCCUUCCUCACUGCCGUCUCAGGUGCAGACUGCACCCGUUGUGUGGAUGACAAGAGCACCAAGACCAGGAUCUCCAUUGUGGCAGGUGCCAUCUUUGUCCUGGCCAGCAUCAUGCUGCUCAUCCCUGUCUCCUGGUCUGCUAACAGCAUCGUCAGCAACUUCUACAACCCCAUGGUGCCCGAGGCCCUCAAGAGAGAGCUGGGGGCUGCCCUCUACAUUGGCUGGGCCUCCAGUGCCCUCCAGCUCUUUGGCGGAGGCAUCCUGUGCUGCUCAGGACCCCCAUCCCAGCAAGACCCCUACCCUAAGAAGUACAGAGCAGUGAAAACCUGCAGCCCGAUGAGCUAUGCCAUGAAGGACUAUGUGUGAGCCACUGUGCCUGGGUGCCCGCCUGAGGGAGAGCACCACUGCCCCUCUCCUGCUUCACAUGCCACCCCCGCUGCCCACACGCUGCCUCAUCCUACCUGUCCCCACACUGGCUGCACCCCUAGUACGGUCCUCCCAUGUGUGUCCUUCCCUGGUGCACAGGGGCUGUGCUCGCAAUGGGCUAUAAACACCUCGGUGCCACCAA
Molecule: messenger RNA, 1010 nt
Organism: Falco peregrinus (peregrine falcon)
Lineage: Eukaryota; Metazoa; Chordata; Aves; Falconiformes; Falconidae
Product: claudin-4-like
Exons: 2
Coding region: 164-808 (214 amino acids)
Biological process (GO): bicellular tight junction assembly; cell adhesion
Cellular component (GO): bicellular tight junction; plasma membrane
Molecular function (GO): structural molecule activity
Source: RefSeq, a predicted model, not a curated record